AGCUCCCGUCACGUGGUGCGCUUUAUGAUUUGUGCGCUGUGGAUUUGUCUCCAGUUGGGCUCGAGAGAAGAAGAGACUCUUCACACUUUGCGGAGCUUUUGCUCUUACCUCAGCCAAACCAGCCGCGCGAGAGCAUGAGCGGAUCCGUGUCUGGGCUUCCUCCCCGGCGGUUCGUCCUCCAUGCCUCCGUCUAAACAAGUUCAUUUGAUCUGAUGUUUCCCCUCCGAGAGUCAUUUCGGAGAGAAUGCGUCUUCUCGUUUUUGCGACUUUAUUUGGAGUCCUUCUCGACGCAGGAGAUGCCCUUCAGAUCCAGUGCUACCAGUGUGAGGAGAUGAAGCACAAUGACUGCUCCACGCCAGAGUACAUCGUCAACUGCACCGUCAAUGUGCAGGACAUGUGCCAGAAGGAGGUGCUGGUCAAACCCGAUGGAAUCCAUUAUCGGAAGUCCUGUGCCUCCUCUGGGGCUUGCCUCAUCGCCUCCUCUGGCUACCAGCAGUUCUGCACCGGCAGGCUGAACUCAGUCUGCAUCUCCUGCUGCAACACGCCGCUCUGCAACGGGCCCAGGAGGAAGCGUCCCGUCCCUUCGGCGGCGAUGUCCAACCGGCCACUUCUCCUCUCCCUGGCCUUCCUCCUGCUGCUGCUGGCGCUCCUCCCUGUGACGUAGACCGGGGAUCACAUCACGUCUCCACCGUACCAUUGCCAUGGGAGCCCGGACCUGUGAUCACUGCUGUGACACACCGAAGGAGCAGAUUUGGACACCACCCUGGCUUUUUAUCCUCUCAGCGUCGAGAAAAAACACUGAAUCUGAUCGAUAUAACACGGUGAACACUGAGGAUGACACUGGCAAACUGGAGAAGUGGACGCAUUUGGAGUAUUCUGAAUCAUUUAUUGCUCUUGUUGCCAGAGAAGGAGCAUCCAGUCUGCAACCGAGGCAUCUCUCAAUUUCUUUGCUUUCUGUCAAGUGGAGCAUUUUUGUGAGGAACCUGCUCUGGAGUUAUUUUCUGGUUAUUACAUGCUGUAAAAGGUACUGGUAGAAGUUAUUGUGGAAAAAGAUAUCUUUAAGCUUUUUGGGGUUUUUGUUGAUUCAUGGUUCGAAGCAGCACUGUUGGUUUUCUUUCUUGAUGUUAAUGUUGUUGCUGUUGUUGCUCUGAAUACACAGACAUUGGUGAGAACUGACAUUACAAACCCAAAAAAUACACUUAUAUUCUUGUUAUUCUUAUAUUCUAUAUGUCAUGAUGACAAAGGCACUUUGAUUCAAGCAAAUAUGAAUUUGAAGAGGUAUCUUGCAGCAUAUUAAUUAUCAUAUGUAUGCAUAUUUUUCACUGCCAGACAGUAUUGAUUGACAUUUUACUUCUUGGAAUAUGAAAGAUGCUGAAAUAGUUUUGGACAGUCUGUUUGAGUUAUUGCUUAUUAAUCCUUGCUUAUAAGAUUUAAAAGUUGAUUCCGUCAUACAAGGAGCUGAUUAGAUGUAUUAAUUAGACAUUAAUAUUCCAUAUGUUCCUUUGUGAAAUGAGACAUAGUGCAGUAUAAGAACAAGUUAUAAGCACAAAUACAUUCUCACUGCAAAAAAAAAUGCUUCAGGUUGAUAUCAGCAAUAUUUCCCUUUAAGUUUAGAUUUAUUUCGAAGAAUUAAACAUAUGCCCAAAUCAUAGCUAUUAUUGCAUGUUGCCAAUGCUGUAGACCAAAUAAUGUAUUUCAUAAUCUACACCAAUAAGAAUACAUUUGGCUUACUUUAUGGAUCUUAUUUCCAUGUCCAGAUGGUCAUUUUGUGAAAAUUGAAAUUUCCCUUCAAAUUAUUUAUUUCUAUUUCAUGAAAUGUUAUGUUAUUGUUUUAUUUAUUUUUCAAUCUGUACAGUAUUAUAUUUAUAUGUGUUGAAUGUGCUGUGGACAACAACAAUUCAGGCAUUCUUUAACUGUAUUUUGUUGCCACACAUGAUGGUAUUAACGGUCUAGAGCCAAGAAAGAAUGUUGGAUAUUGAUAAAAAUUAUAAUUUUCAGACUUAUUUCAGAGCAUCCUUUGACUGUUCUGGAGACAAAGGUUUCAGACAGCUAUGGUCCAUCUGAUAAAUGUUCAUCAUGGCAGUUUUUUGACUGGUCUUCUGUGAAGAGUAACACUGUAUUAUGCUGAUCUGUGAUGUAAAUAAAUGUUGCAGAAAAAC
Sander lucioperca (pikeperch) is the source of this 2159-nucleotide messenger RNA. Its product is annotated as ly6/PLAUR domain-containing protein 1-like. Gene Ontology annotation, biological process: acetylcholine receptor signaling pathway. Gene Ontology annotation, molecular function: acetylcholine receptor inhibitor activity. The record is from RefSeq and is a predicted model, not a curated record. NCBI's taxonomy places the organism in Eukaryota, Metazoa, Chordata, Actinopteri, Perciformes, Percidae. The transcript is spliced from 4 exons. Bases 245 to 664 code for a protein of 139 amino acids.